AUCAAAGCUGUCACUGAUUAUAUUUCCUCUCUUUUUCCUACACCCCUUGAUUGACGUGUAAAUGAAAUAAAAUACGUUAUUGUUUAAAACGUACAUGGCUCCAUCGACCGUAAGCGUCGGGCUCAAAGAUGGUCGCCUGCAUGGAGUUUAUGGAUGACAUUUUAAGACGAGAUAAUGUUUCAGCCAUGAUUAGGAAAUUUGAGUACCCGUCUUUGUGUGAUAGCUGAAAUAAAUUGAUUCUGUGUUUACCUUGGCAAAUAUUUAAAACAUGCACAGCUUAAAACAGCCACCACAAUCGUUUUUGUGAAAUUACCUUAAUGGGAAUCGCAGUGUAGCGUGAAUGGGAAGGCUUCUAUAUCGUAUGUGCGUGUGAGUGAUGUGGAGACAGUUUACAGCUCGCAAGACAGGGAAAACUAUCUGUUAUGUGAAACGUUGCUGAAGGAUAUAUAACAACAGGGGCAUGAGAAACAAUUCCUAUUUCCGGAAGCAUGAAGUAGACCUGUAUAAUGGCAAAUGAGGAAAACACUGCAGCAGCUGGUUGGAGUAGUUUCACAAUGAGCCCUCUUCUCUGCAUUUUGUCCAUGGGGCUAGGUUGUUUGUCGACUCUUUUCCAAACCAUAGCUUUUAGCACACAUGCCUGGUUUGUUAUGACGGAGUUCAUGACAGACAAUGAUACAGGACAAAUCCAAAGUGUUGAGAUCUACACAGGACUAUGGUACACUGUAAAGUGUCAGAACGGUGCUUGCAAAUCUACAACACAUCUAAACGGAUUCAUGGACGAUUUAGACGCGGGCAGACACUAUAAAGAAAUACAGUAUUCUUUACGUGUAUGGUCGCAAACAUUAUCAACACUAGCUCUCAUCUCCUCAGUAGUGUCUGCAGUUUCCUGUAUCCCAGUCCUCUGCAAAAGUAGACGAGUUAUGCGCAUCCAUCUAGUGAUAGUAGUUUGUUCAAUUAUUUCAUUUUGUCUGUUAAUGGCAGUUGUUUUCAACUGGACAUCGGAAGUAUCUGCAAAUGCAAAACUGAAAUUAGAUCCAAAUAGAACAUUUUCCUUUCCAUGGUCGCUUCUUCUUGCCGGCUUGGGUGGAUGUGGUAACCUGACGCUGGGUAUAAUUCAUUUCGUGCUCCUAUUCCGUUCUCUGGAGCCGUCAGUUUCUGUGCGCAAUGACACCUUUCAACCAAACGCUUACAUACAGCUGACUACUCAGACAUCAGUGACGUCACAAAUUACAAAUGGGUCUGUGAGACAUGGCUCACAUAACGGAAACCAUUUAACAAUUGAAAAAGAAAUAGCUGAAGAGAAUUUCGAGGAAAAUUUAGAAGAGAAUGAACAGGCUGUCCAAUUGAUGGAGAACCAGCUUGACUUGAAAGUAGAGAAAUCGAACGUCGACGUAGAUAAAGAAAUAGCUGAAGAGAAUUUCGAGGAAAAUUUAGAAGAGAAUGAACAGGCUGUCCGAUUAAUGGAUAACCAGAUUGACUUGAAAUUUAAAAACUCGAACGUCGACGUAGAUUUUUAGCCUAUGUAAACAGCGCAGUCCAGCAUUGUCUGUCAACAUAGGACUAAAAAAAUUCCGUGUUUAUUUAAAUCAAUGGGAUAAAACAAGCUUAACUUGGUCAGGAUAUUAAAAAACUUAUCUAGGCAACGAAAGGAGACCAAUGUGGAAAGGUUUGAUUGUCUUGCCAUUUAUCAUGAAGAGGAUGACAUAUUUCACACAGUGGUAAUACGUUCUUAGUAAUUGAAGAAGCGAUGUAUGUGUUUGGAAGGUUAACGGGGCUAAAAGAAAAGAAACAUGUUCUUGUAACUAGGCGAGUUUAACGGCGUGCGAAUUAUUCUGUAUGGCAAAGCAACAAGUAUUGCUUACCAUUGUCUAUAUAAGUAAAGAGUUGUACUUUGUUAGAUUAAAGACUUUUUCAAAUCCCCCAAAAGUAUAAUUUCAAAACUUGAUUUCAUAAAGUAAUCCUUCAGGUAAAGAAGAUCGGACGAAAGCUGCUCAUUCAGGAAAAGAGACACCUGGUCGAUGUGCAGUAUGCCCGAGAUCUGUUAAUUUUCUUCCCAAAUGGACAUAUUUAUACAUUUUUUUCUACUUACACUGUACUUCUCCAUUGUUACCAUGACGAAGGGUGAUAGGUAAACAUGUCCAACAGGGUCAUUUUUGAAAAAUAAAAUAAAAAUUAUUUUGCAAACGGAA
Messenger RNA from Ostrea edulis (European flat oyster), 2189 nucleotides. RefSeq lists its product as uncharacterized. The transcript is spliced from 4 exons. NCBI's taxonomy places the organism in Eukaryota, Metazoa, Mollusca, Bivalvia, Ostreida, Ostreidae. The record is from RefSeq and is a predicted model, not a curated record. Bases 507 to 1517 code for a protein of 336 amino acids.